CACAGUAAACACUACGCGCUCUGGUAGUGUCAAUAAUAUUUAAUUGUAACUUUUCGAUUGGAAACAUAAUGGCUAUCCGCUCCACGUCCUUGCUCGCGGUUGGCUGUGCGCUGCUACUGGUGGUGGCCUCCACAUCCGUGUCCGGAGCUGCUAUUGAGAACGCGGUAACCCCGCGGAUCCACAGCUCCGACGAGCUGAUCUCGACAAUUGUGGAUAAGUGCUUCCAUGCCAAUGCCAUGCAUUGCCUGAAGGAGAAGGUACUCACCUACCUGGACACGGUAGCCAAUGUGGAGGAGGAGGUCAGCGGACGCGCCCUGGGCGACGAUGUCAUCGAUAAGGUCAUUGUAGACCGCCUGGGCCGAAUUCUGAACACCAACGAAAUGAGGUUGCAGCUGCCACAGACCUUCUUCGCUGGGUCCGUGGUUACCUAUCGCUCGGAUCGCGGCUUUGAUCUGGAGUUGCCCAAGGAUGAGGGUCGCGCCGAGAAAAAGAACAAGGACAAGCUGUUCCUGCCCCUGUUACUGCUGAUGAAGUUCAAGCUGAAGGUGAUCAUGCCCAUCCUGCUGGCUUUGAUCGGUCUAAAGGCCACUAAGGCUCUGAUUCUGUCCAAGAUCGCCAUCAAGUUGGUGCUGGGCUUCCUGAUCUACAACCUUAUCCAGAAGUUAGGAGGUAUGAAAAUGAACAUGGUGCCCAUGCCCGCUCCAGUUCCGGCCAGCGAGUACGGAGUGCCCAGCACCACCGCCUCCUCCUACGAUCCCAGCAACUGGGAGCCCAUGAGCGGAGGUCCCUACGCCCGUUGGGACUCGCAGAACCUAGCUUACAGCUCGUACCACCCUAGCAGCUCGUCGUCCUACUCCUCUGGAUCCUCUUCGGGAUCCUCGGGCUCUUCGUCAAGCUACAGCUCGUCCUCUUAGACAGGGAAAGGCAUUGGCCCAAUUGUAAAUACCAAGGAAUUUGCGAUCCUUCCUAUGGGGGAUUGCUGUCAGUCACACAGACCAAAUGGAACCGGAACCUGCCCCAGGCCAUAAUUGUAGUCGCUAAGGUUAGGAACGCGAGAGUUUCAGCCAUUCUUCAGCACCAACCACAUCCCCACGUAGCCUGAUUCUCCCCUCUUCAUACCUUCUUUCUCAUUGACCCUUCGUCUUUUUGCCUUCGUUACUUUGUCACA
Drosophila teissieri is the source of this 1168-nucleotide messenger RNA. RefSeq lists its product as uncharacterized. The record is from RefSeq and is a predicted model, not a curated record. The transcript has 2 exons. Bases 69 to 914 code for a protein of 281 amino acids. NCBI's taxonomy places the organism in Eukaryota, Metazoa, Arthropoda, Insecta, Diptera, Drosophilidae.